This is a messenger RNA of Papaver somniferum (opium poppy), 417 nucleotides long. RefSeq names its product calsequestrin-1-like. The transcript has a single exon. NCBI's taxonomy places the organism in Eukaryota, Viridiplantae, Streptophyta, Magnoliopsida, Ranunculales, Papaveraceae. The record is from RefSeq and is a predicted model, not a curated record. The coding region runs from base 1 to 417 and encodes 138 amino acids.
AUGAAGAGAAAUUCCCAGGAUGAUGAGAUGGAGGAUCGUCGACGUAGAAAGGAUCGAAUCUGGUGCAGGAUACAGGCGGCUGAAGAGAGGCGUCGAUUUCUUGAUGGUGUACCCUCCGAAUCUGACGCUAAUGCUUCUGAAGUGGAAACUGUGUGGGUGGUACGGAAUUACGAGAUUAAGCCAGACCUGCGUACCAGAGAACUUCAAAAGAUUGCGAAGCAGGUUGAAGCUGAACUCGAAGCUGAGUACGAAGCAGAGGAUGACUCGGACUCAGAUGAUCCUAAUAUCCACCCAGACUUCAUCAAUGGGCGCGAUAGUGAUUCUGAUGAAGAACUCGAAGAGGAUUCUGCAAAGGACAAUGAUGAUGAAUCUGAUAAUUCUGACAAGUCUGAUGACUCUGACGAAUUUGACAAUUAA